Gryllus bimaculatus (two-spotted cricket) is the source of this 1350-nucleotide messenger RNA. The record is from the annotation of a GenBank genome assembly. NCBI's taxonomy places the organism in Eukaryota, Metazoa, Arthropoda, Insecta, Orthoptera, Gryllidae.
AUGACCAUUCGCAUUCAACAAAGACUGAAAAAUCUGCACGGCGAUGCUAUAUUCCAAUCAAGUCGAGAUACUUCAGAAAUGUACCACAAUAUACCAUUAAUACUGCAGUAUAACAGGGUUAUGCAGUACUACUGCGAGACCUUCAACGACCUCAUCCCGCUGUCGUUCGUGCUGGGCUUCUACGUGUCCAUCGUGAUGACGCGCUGGUGGAACCAGUACGUGAGCAUCCCGUGGCCGGACCCCAUCGCCGUCUUCGUCAGCUCCAACAUCCACGGCCAGGACGAGCGCGGGCGCGUGAUGCGGCGCACCAUCAUGCGGUACGUGUGCCUGUGCCUCACCAUGGUCUUCUCCAUGAUCUCGCCGAGGGUGAAGAAGCGCUUCCCCACGCUGGACCACUUCGUGGAGGCCGGGCUGCUCACCGACAACGAGAAGAGCAUCAUGAGCGACCUGAACGAGAAGUUCCCGCGCCACUCCAAGCACUGGCUGCCCAUCGUGUGGGCGGCCAGUAUCGUCACCCGCGCGCGCAAGGAAGGGCGCAUCCGGGACGACUUCGCCGUCAAGACCAUCAUAGACGAGCUGAACAAGUUCCGCGGCCAGUGCGGCCUGCUGCUCAGCUUCGACACCAUCAGCAUCCCGCUCGUGUACACGCAGGUGGUGACGCUGGCUGUGUACUCCUACUUCAUCACCAGUGUGAUGGGGCGCCAGUGGCUGGACGUGCGCGACGGAGAUCACCCGCUCUACAAGCACAACAACAGCAUCGACCUCUAUUUCCCUUUCUUCACCACCCUGCAGUUCUUCUUCUACAUGGGGUGGCUGAAGGUGGCCGAGUCGCUCAUCAACCCGUUCGGCGAAGACGACGAUGACUUCGAGGUGAAUUGGUUGGUGGACCGCAACUUGCAGGUGUCGUACAUGAUCGUGGACGAGAUGCACCACGAGCACCCGGAGCUGAUCAAGGACCAGUACUGGGACGAGGUGUUCCCCACGCAGCUGCCCUACAACGUGGCGGGGGUGCGCGAGGAGCACCCGCAGCCGAGCACCGCCAACAUCGAGGUGCCGCUGCCCAGCGCCGACAUCAACAAGGCCGACCAGCCGUCACCCAUCUUCGACGACGCGACGAGCGGCAUCCACUUCACGGCGCCCAAGCGCAGCCUGUCGCGCAGCUCGACGCGCGGCCGCAUGGCGUCGGCGGGCUCCAACUCGUCGCUGAGCACGCACGCCGGCAGCAUGGCGGCGUCGCUGCACCGCGUGGGCUCCGUCACCUCCGUGCUGCGCCGCCUCUUCUCGCGGGACGGCGGCGCCUCCGCCUCCGCCUCCGCCGCCGCCGCCGCCGCCGCCGCCGACGGCCACGCC